AUGCCUGCCGCUCCAGUGUCCACUCCUUGGGGCAGGGCGCAGCCAAAGGUGAGGGAGACGGUGUCGUUCUCUGAGAGACCAAAAAUCUCUCGGAUGGUGCGCUCGAAGGCCGCCCGGCCCUCCAGCCCCGGCCGCACCACCACCUGGUGGGUCUGGCCAUCGUGGGCCACCGUCAUGACGGGGUCGGCCUUGGGAAGGGUGGACCAGCAACCUCUCCAGUCUGGCAGGUCUGCACCGCAGAACCGGCACAUCUGUAGCGGGGCGCAUACUAUUGGGAGUGAUUUGGAGGGGUGGAAACGCGCUCGGGCGCUGCCCUUCCCCGCAAAGCCCUGA
Molecule: messenger RNA, 333 nt
Organism: Auxenochlorella protothecoides
Lineage: Eukaryota; Viridiplantae; Chlorophyta; Trebouxiophyceae; Chlorellales; Chlorellaceae
Exons: 1
Coding region: 1-333 (110 amino acids)
Source: RefSeq, a predicted model, not a curated record